UAUUAUUAAAUGGCUUGAAUGCAAAACAACUGCAGACACAAACACGCAGACUGUUGUUGUGAUGUUUUAACAUUAAUACCUCUGUGCAGGACAGGUAGUGGUGCUAAGUGUGUGUGUGUUUACUGUGAGGUGUGUGUGUUUACUGUGAGGUGUGUGUGGUUACUCACCGUCGGUACGACAGCUUGUUAUUUAUCUCUGCAAGGCUGGCAUAAAAAUGGCAUCGAUAGCAGCGGCGCAUGAGCCAGGUUUAACCCCGGGCUCCAUGCUGGCCGACGCGCUAGUCCCGGCCAGUAUCUUCGCUCCGGACCGGGGAGGCUGCGGCGGCGGGGACGACACCGGGGACGAGUUCUUCGAUGACGGGGACAUGAUCAACGGAGAGCCCGAGGAGCGCGGGGUCGACUUCACCAACAAGCUGGCUCUUGUUAGCCCAAAUGGAGAGCAGUACGACUCGUUACUCCGCCAGCUCCGAGACAGGAUGGAGGAGGGAUGUGGGGAGACCAUCUAUGUGGUCGGGAUGGGCUCAGAUGGUGGUGACUGGGGUCUGGAUGAGAAGGACAUGGAGGCCUCCAUAGCCACAGUGCACUCCAUGUGUGAGCAAAUCGACGCCGACCUUAUUCCGCUCCGGGAGCGCAAUGAGGCAGCCGGUUUGGUACGAGACUACCUGAUCCGCAGACGCGUGGGAGAGCUGGACUUCCUGGAGGUCAGGGUUGCCGUGGUGGGUAAUGUGGAUGCUGGUAAGAGUACUCUCCUGGGAGUGUUGACACAUGGGGAGCUGGAUAACGGCAGAGGCUUUGCUCGGCAGAAACUCUUCAGACACAAGCACGAGAUGGAGAGCGGGAGGACCAGCAGCGUGGGCAAUGACAUCCUGGGGUUCGACCAGGAGGGACAGGUGGUGAACAAACCAGACAGUCAUGGAGGAAGCCUGGACUGGACCAAAAUCUGUGAGAAGUCCUCCAAGGUCAUCACCUUCAUAGACCUGGCCGGCCAUGAGAAAUACCUCAAGACCACCGUGUUUGGGAUGACCGGACACCUGCCUGACUUCUGCAUGCUCAUGGUGGGCAGUAAUGCAGGAAUUGUAGGGAUGACCAAAGAGCACCUGGGUCUGGCCUUAGCCCUGAACGUGCCUGUGUUUGUGGUGGUGACCAAGAUAGACAUGUGUCCAGCCAACAUCCUGCAAGAGACACUAAAGCUGCUCCAGAGGUUACUCAAGUCCCCCGGCUGUAGGAAAAUCCCCGUCCUGGUACAGAACAAGGAUGACGUCAUAGUAACGGCCUCAAACUUCAGCUCGGAGAGGAUGUGUCCCAUCUUUCAGAUCUCCAAUGUGACCGGGGAGAACAUGGACCUGCUCAAGAUGUUCCUGAACCUGCUGUCCUCCAGGACCUCGUACCGGGACGACCAGCCCGCUGAGUUUCAGAUAGACGACACAUACUCUGUGCCGGGAGUAGGAACAGUGGUAUCAGGAACUACUUUACGUGGACUCAUACGUCUCAAUGAUACGAUGCUACUCGGGCCGGACCCUCUGGGCAGCUUCAUCUCUAUAGCCGUCAAAUCAAUCCAUCGUAAGAGAAUGCCUGUGAAGGAGGUCAGAGGGGGUCAGACGGCAUCGUUUGCUCUCAAAAAGAUCAAGCGUUCGUCGAUCAGGAAAGGCAUGGUGAUGGUGUCGCCCAGGCUGUGCCCACAGGCAACUUGGGAGUUUGAGGCUGAGAUCCUGGUGUUGCAUCAUCCAACUACGAUAUCCCCCAGAUACCAGGCCAUGGUCCACUGCGGCAGCAUAAGACAGACAGCCACCAUCUUGACCAUGAACAGAGACUGCUUAAGGACGGGGGACAAGGCUUCAGUCCACUUCCGCUUCAUCAAAACACCCGAGUACCUGCACUGCGACCAGAGGCUGGUGUUCAGAGAGGGACGCACCAAAGCUGUGGGCACCAUCACAAAGCUCUUACAAUCCACCAACAACAUGCCGUCAAACUCCAAACCUCCACAAAUCAAAAUGCAGUCGACAAAAAAGGCACUGCUCCGAAAAGAGGAUGGCACGGCGGCAGGUGAUGACGCAGCGACGAUACCACCGCCAGCGGGACAAGCCGUGAUACAGCAGGGGGAGGGAGAUGAAGACCCUCAGAUAAAGGAGGGCAACAAAGAGAACAAGCCAAAGUCUGGAGGAGGUGGGAGGAGGAGAGGCGGUCAGAGGCACAAAGGAAAAGGCCAGAACAGCAACGCCAACUCCACAGCAGCCCCCUCCUCAUCAUCAGGACCCGCAGGCUGCUAAACCGCCCCUCCUGUCCCAGUUAAAGCUCCCUCUCUGCUGUCCACUCCACCAAGUGUCUUCAUUUCCACCCACCAUGAGACGUCUGCAGCCAGACGCUCCCCUCACUCCUAUUACUCCUUGCCUUUUACAGCAGUUGCUAGUUUUUUUGUUUUCAAAAAGGGAACACAAAGGGGUGUGUCCCAAACUGCAAUUUUAUGAAGUCCUCUGCCUUUUAUGGUUUUUGGAAGUUUUAAUGAUUGAGAGGCUGGUUUGGGAAUGUAGCCUCACUUAGGAUGGUUUAAAGUUUUCAGAUCUUCCUCUUAUCUCCACGUCUGUGUCAGGGAGGGAGGCUAAACCCCCAAAACAAAGGGUCCAGUACCAAAAUGAGCAGCUAUUUAAAAAAAAAAAAAAAAAAAAAAAAAGGAACCCCCCCCCCAUGCAUUCCCUGUGUUACUUGCAAUGAAAAACAUUUAAUGUACUACUAUUUAUACUGCUUCUGUAAAUUAGCUGUUAGUUGUGCUUGGAUUGGGAAGAUGCCACUGUAAAAGAAAAAAUGUAUGCAAAUCAUCAGUGAAUGUAGCAAGAGGGCACCCAGUGAUUUUAAAUUCUAGAUAUAUGGAAGAUAUAUGCUGUAAACAUUUUAUAAUCGUCAGUUAUUUAUUUGGCAAACGUGCACUCUCGGAUGGUUUCACAGUUUUCUGCCUGCUCUCACUCUCGCUCUCUUAAGAGUCCGUCAUGCUUCCUCCGUCCUGGUCCAAACCUCGUACCCAUAGUCUUAUUACCAGAAUACAGCUCCUCCAUCAUUAUAUGACAUGCACCACUCACAGUGCUGCUUGUAACUCCAUGCAUUAAAGCCUGUUGCUGUUAACAUGUUGUGACAGUUUAAACACACUCUGCCGCUAAAAAACUGACCAGUAAUAAACAAGAUUUACUGAA
This is a messenger RNA of Labrus mixtus (cuckoo wrasse), 3181 nucleotides long. It is a transcript of the gene gtpbp1, whose product is annotated as GTP binding protein 1. The record is from RefSeq and is a predicted model, not a curated record. The coding region runs from base 215 to 2266 and encodes 683 amino acids. Gene Ontology annotation, biological process: translational elongation. Gene Ontology annotation, molecular function: translation elongation factor activity; GTP binding; GTPase activity. Lineage: Eukaryota; Metazoa; Chordata; Actinopteri; Labriformes; Labridae. The transcript is spliced from 14 exons.